AUGGCUCAUUUGCACCCUCUGGGGCGCGAAUUUACUGACCGUAAUCUCCGUGGUUCGAACCCGACCUCUGCCUCUCGGCUUCCCCUGUCUAGGCUUGGGCAACUUGACAGUAUCCCAGCCCUCGUCCUUCCUUUGGGCGUUAUUGAAACUAAGCAUCGGAAGGGUGUUACAACUGAACGAUUUUUUGCACCCUUUAAUCCAACUAUAUUCACGAAUUGCUCAGACACUGUUGCUAUGCUACCCGAAGAAAGAACGAGGAGUGAUCCCGUCGAUGACAUUUUCAACACGAUGGUCAUGUACGCUUACCCAGAUCCUGGAAUGCGAUUCACAACAAGACCGAAAGUCCUUCUCUACUUUGACAUCGUUUCUCCCUAUUCGUGGAUUGGCUUUGAGACAGCCUGCCGCUAUUCGCAACGAUGGCCCGUCAACUUCAGGUUCGUUCCAGCUUACCUAGGAGGAAUAAUGCACGAAUCGGGCAACAAGCCCCCAGGGAUGGUUCCCGCUCGUGGUCGCUACAUGGUUAAGGAUCUUGCUCGAUUGGCCAGUCACUAUCAGAUCCCAUUGAAAUGGAAUGACAAUGUGAUCACUGCAAUGUUCGAUAAACGAACCGUGGACGCUCAACGGCUACUGAUAGCUGUGGCGCUUGAUUCCACAGAUACUUUAUCACAGUCGAGCAGACCCGAGUCAGUCGUCAGCGCUCCACCAGGAAGUCUGUUAGAGACGGUGGCUCGAAAUCUAUGGUUACGCAUCUGGUCUACCGGUGAAGACAUCACAACUACCGAUAGUCAUCGGGUAGUAUUACAAACUGCCUUGCCGGACAAACCAAGCGAAUGGGUGGACAGCGUUUUACAGAAAGCUUCUUCAACUGUUGUCAAGGAUUUACUGAAAUCAAAUACGAAAGCUGCGCUAGAUCUUGGAGCAUUCGGACUGCCCACUUUUGAUGUCCAAGUUGAAGGCGAAAGUCAUAUGGUCUUUGGAUCCGACCGAUUCCACAUCAUUGCUGAUUUAGUCGGUGAACAAUAUCACGGUCCACUGAAUGAACUAUCAGCUUUCCGGAAACAAAACCCAUCAUUAAAUGGAAAUUGAUUCAAUGUGCUCAAGAAAAACAAUCGAGGAAACUAGUGAUUUCCUGUGGUACAAGCUUUGGUAGUAUCUUUUCUGACAAAAUACACUUUGCGUAUAAAUUGACUUGAAAGGGUUUUUAGACAUCACAUGAGCGAUUGGACGGAUCUAUUACGUUUUCUUCACUGUGCCCUGCGUUUUUUCUCUUUGCGGCCUGAAGAUCCAUGAUGUGUAGCUGAACCAAAUCCAGCCUCGUUGCUUGUGCCAGUGGCUCUGUUCCCAUCAUCCGUGACUCUGCGCUUACCCGAACCCGACGGUUUCUUUCGAUCACCGAACAACGAUACGGAUGACAACAACUGACAAAUGGAGAGAGACAAUCGACAUUAAUUUUACGAACAUUUGAUUUGUAGUAUCAACGGUCACACUUAUUUUGUUCAUAAGUGAGCUGCAAUUUUAAAGACACAACGGUAAUGAGGUGCUCGAUUGUUCGAGUCUAUAUAAAUUUAAUCCCAUGGUUGUGAGUGGAUUCCAAAUAUAGACAGUUUGA
Opisthorchis viverrini is the source of this 1609-nucleotide messenger RNA. RefSeq lists its product as hypothetical. The coding region runs from base 1 to 1086 and encodes 361 amino acids. NCBI's taxonomy places the organism in Eukaryota, Metazoa, Platyhelminthes, Trematoda, Opisthorchiida, Opisthorchiidae. Gene Ontology annotation, molecular function: glutathione peroxidase activity; glutathione transferase activity. The transcript has 9 exons. Gene Ontology annotation, biological process: glutathione metabolic process. The record is from RefSeq and is a predicted model, not a curated record. Gene Ontology annotation, cellular component: mitochondrion; peroxisome.